Solanum tuberosum (potato) is the source of this 1348-nucleotide messenger RNA. RefSeq names its product probable prolyl 4-hydroxylase 9. The transcript is spliced from 9 exons. NCBI's taxonomy places the organism in Eukaryota, Viridiplantae, Streptophyta, Magnoliopsida, Solanales, Solanaceae. The coding region runs from base 164 to 1234 and encodes 356 amino acids. Gene Ontology annotation, cellular component: endoplasmic reticulum. The record is from RefSeq and is a predicted model, not a curated record. Gene Ontology annotation, biological process: peptidyl-proline hydroxylation to 4-hydroxy-L-proline. Gene Ontology annotation, molecular function: L-ascorbic acid binding; iron ion binding; procollagen-proline 4-dioxygenase activity.
AGAAGAUGAAAUGACAAAUUUCAGCAAAAAGGGAGAAAAAAAUUCCCGCCGCGUGCAGAAGUCAAAGAAUCGUACACAUGCAAACCAUCACUCUGUCAUUAAAUAGUGCACUGAAAUUAUUUCUCCCAAACUUGAACCAAUCGAUUUCUCCAUCAGGAAGAAGAUGAAGAGCAAAGGUAGAUUCGUUGGACAAAGAUGGUGGAGCAUAAGGGGCUUACCUUCAGUAUUUCUGCUAUGUCUUUUCUUCUUCCUCGCCGGUUUAUUCGGUUCUACUCUCAUUUCUCAUCAGGAUGUACAACUACUUACUGUACGGCCUAGGUCGAGGGUGCUUGAAUCUGUGGAAGAAUUUGAUGUUUUGCCUAAUGGCGACACUGGAGAACAUUCCCUCACUUCCAUCCCCUUUCAGGUCUUAAGCUGGUUCCCACGUGCAUUAUACUUUCCCAAUUUCGCAACUAUAGAACAAUGCCAAGGCAUUAUUAAGAUGGCAAAGGCAGAUCUGAAACCAUCAUCUUUGGCUCUCCGCAAAGGAGAAACAGCAGAGAAUACCAAAGGAAUUAGAACAAGUUCUGGUAUGUUUAUCAGUGCAUCUGAAGACAAAACUGGAAUUCUGGACCUCAUUGAGGAGAAAAUCGCAAAGGCGACUAUGAUCCCCAGGACACACGGAGAGGCAUUUAAUGUUUUGCGGUACGAAACCGGCCAGAGUUAUCAUUCGCAUUAUGAUGCGUUUGAUCCUUCUCAAUAUGGUCCUCAGAAGAGCCAAAGGUGUUUGGUUAUUGGGAUAAGAUGGUGUUGUUUUCAUAUGCAUGUUUCUUCCAAUCCUUCUUCCCCAAAAAUAUUUAAAAAGAUGGGGAAAAACAGUUUGUUUGAAGCUAUGGUUCAUACGACACUAGUUUGCAGAUUCAUUGCAAUGACUUCAUUUUUACAUGGAAUCACCAUGGUGUGUUAUCUGGAUCACCACAAGGUUGCAUCCUUUUUGUUGUAUUUAUCUGAUGUGGAAGAAGGUGGAGAAACCAUGUUCCCUUUCGAGAGUGCACAGAAUAUGGAUGCUAAUUAUGACUUCCGCAAGUGUAUUGGUCUGAAAGUGAAGCCGCGUAGAGGGGAUGGACUACUAUUUUACUCGCUGUUUCCAAAUGGUACAAUUGACCCGACAUCUAUUCACGGGAGCUGUGCAGUAAUCCGAGGUGAAAAAUGGGUUGCCACAAAGUGGAUCAGGGAUCAAGAAAUGGAUGAAUAAACGAGUACAUGUCUCGAAGUGGUGUUGAUAUAAUUCUUUUGUAAUUUAAUGUAGUGACUCACUAGGAUUUUGAAACGAGUUUUGCAGUAAAUAUAUCUAGUGUUCGUUCAUAUA